CGUCUCAUCUGUUGGCCGCCUCUCAGAUAUGUGCUGUGUGUGCUGGUGAGGUUCAGAGAUCAGAUAUCCGUGCAGCUGAGGAGCGGGGAACGGCGCACCAAAAACAUGAAAGACAGGAGAGAAAGUUUUCCCGCGUGGAAACUUUUGCUGGUGGGGAUGUCUGUGCUGCUGCUUCUGGGCUGUGCAGGUUUGGUUCUGCUGUGGGUUCAGCACAAGGAGCUGGCAGAGGAGCUGGUCAGGCUGGAGUCCCAGAUGCAGGAGUUGGCACAGUGCUGCAGGCGGCAAGCAGAACUGCUGCCAGAUGAACUCGGAGAGACUGGAGAGUUGAGGAAACUCAGACGCAGCAGACGGAACCAGGAGGGAGAGCAGGACAAGAUGAUGCUGGUCACAUACUCUGUGGUUCCUAUCAAAGCCUACCUAGAUCUGUGCAACAGCUCCAGAGGAUUUUGUUUAAUGGGUCCACCUGGACCCCCAGGUGUGCCAGGCCCACCAGGACCGACGGGUGUGCCGGGCCCACAUGGCAGACGAGGACGACCAGGUCCUCCUGGUCCUCCCUGUCCUGCUUGUUGUCCAACUGAAGCAAAAAGUAGGAGUCACAGAAAUAAAUCAAAGGAUCGAGUUACAUCACAUCUAGGCGAUGAAACCAGAGACGUUCUGAAUGUUACUGGACCUGUGAAGCUUCAGGACACAAAACACGAAUCUGUAUCUUUUCAAAAAGAGGUUAUUGUUUCACUGAACGAUACCAGAACCGAAAAUGUCACACAGACACCAAUUACACCAGUGUUUCUAGCUGUUGACUCCGGUGGAAACAUCGAUCCUUCAACUGGAGGCUCAGAUGUCACUGAUAGCACAGCAACAAGUGAGUUAGUAUCGCCUCGUCCAGACUAUUUACCUGCACACCGGAUGAACACCAGCUCAGAAAUCAGAAGAGAAACGUUAAAACAUUUGACAACAGUGUCACCAACACCGAAUGUUGACCAUGAUGACAAAGAAGCCUUGAACACUACUGACUUUGAGAAACUUCAUCAUAGAAACUUUAAACCUGAAAUACCAAAACCUCAUCCAGCUGAAAAUAUCCUGAAUGGCUCAAAGUUUAAGGAACAACUAGGCACAAAACGUGAGCCUGAGUCAGAGCUGAUUUCUAAAAAUGACUGGGACUCUAAAAAUGUUACAGAGGACGUUAAAUUCAUUAGCGAUGAAGUUGGUGAAGACCAAAACAAGAACACCUUUAAUGCCAGCAGGGUGCAAACGAGCUCCGAAAGUGAUCGAGUUACAUCACAUCUAGGCGAUGAAACCAGAGACGUUCUGAAUGUUACUGGACCUGUGAAGCUUCAGGACACAAAACACGAAUCUGUAUCUUUUCAAAAAGAGGUUAUUGUUUCACUGAACGAUACCAGAACCGAAAAUGUCACACAGACACCAAUUACACCAGUGUUUCUAGCUGUUGACUCCGGUGGAAACAUCGAUCCUUCAACUGGAGGCUCAGAUGUCACUGAUAGCACAGCAACAAGUGAGUUAGUAUCGCCUCGUCCAGACUAUUUACCUGCACACCGGAUGAACACCAGCUCAGAAAUCAGAAGAGAAACGUUAAAACAUUUGACAACAGUGUCACCAACACCGAAUGUUGACCAUGAUGACAAAGAAGCCUUGAACACUACUGACUUUGAGAAACUUCAUCAUAGAAACUUUAAACCUGAAAUACCAAAACCUCAUCCAGCUGAAAAUAUCCUGAAUGGCUCAAAGUUUAAGGAACAACUAGGCACAAAACGUGAGCCUGAGUCAGAGCUGAUUUCUAAAAAUGACUGGGACUCUAAAAAUGUUACAGAGGACGUUAAAUUCAUUAGCGAUGAAGUUGGUGAAGACCAAAACAAGAACACCUUUAAUGCCAGCAGGGUGCAAACGAGCUCCGAAAGUGGUCCUCCUGGUCCUCCCUGUCCUGCUUGUGAUUCAACUGAAGCAAAAAGUAGGAAUUACAGAAAUAAAGCAAUGGAUCGAGUUACAUCACAUCUAGGCGAUGAAACCAGAGACGUUCUGAAUGUUACUGGACCUGUGAAGCUUCAGGACACAAAACACGAAUCUGUAUCUUUUCAAAAAGAGGUUAUUGUUUCACUGAACGAUACCAGAACCGAAAAUGUCACACAGACACCAAUUACACCAGUACAACCAACACGAGAUUCAGCUAAUGUCACCACAGAUGCUUUUAUAGUUUCCGGCUCAUAUGAACGUCCAGAUGAAAAGAUACAACCUGAGCCAGAGCCAUCUGAUGAAGGUGAAAUGGUGACUGUAGAGAAUUUAGAGAGACCAAUAAAAUUAUUACACGGUCCAGUUGAUACCUUCAAUGAUAGCAGAGGACGGGUCAUCACUGACACAAGCUUCAAAAGUGGAUCGAGUGAAACCAACCGAAGCAGCAAAACCUUCACUUCCGACCCAGUCGCGAAUGAAACUAGAGUAAAAAAUGCUUCACCUUCUGCUGAUGACAGUCAGAGAAGAAACUCUUUGAACGGCAGCAGAAACAUUGUAGACAAACCAAUGAAAAGUGAGUCUUCCCAACGUGUCCCAACCUACAAGAAGAGCAAUGGAACUGACAAUGAAAAAAUGACAAAAAAAGGUUGCAACAUUAACGCCAUCAAAUGUUCAGAUAAGUCUAUUAACAUGCAACUCACCUUCGGAGCCUGGAUGUCGGAUGCAUCCUGGCCUGAUGAUCGGAUCUGGGUGGCAGAACAUUUUUCAGGUCGUGAAUUGAAGCAGUUGAAGAACAUUUCGGACACCAAGCAGAAAUUUAUAGAUAUUGCGAAGUACUACCAAGGCUGUGGUCAUGUUGUUUAUAAGAAUUCAUUUUACUUCCACAAUGGAGGAACAAAUAAUCUUUUGAAGUUUACCUUGAACACAAAGAAUACAAGCUCCCUGGAAAUGCCAAACAGCAAAUAUAAGAGCCUGAGAUAUCUUUUCCACAACUCAAAGACUUAUUUCAAGUUUGCCGUGGAUGAAAACGGACUGUGGGUCAUCUUUGCCUCGUAUACAGACAGUAACACGAUGGUGGCAAAACUGGACCCAGACGCUUUCUCUGUGCUGUCCAUAAUUAACACUGGCUAUCCUUCAGCAAAAGCAGGAAAUGCCUUCAUUGUGUGCGGGGUGGUGUAUUUUACCGAUAACAGUGACAAGCGUGUGACAUAUGCCUUUGAUUUGAUGACACAGAGUUAUGUGGAUGCAAGUUUUGAUUUAAGGGCAGGAGACGGUACCUUAGCUAUGCUGUCCUAUUAUCCCAACAAAAGACUGUUGUACAUGUGGGACAACAAAAGCGCGAGAACAUGUAAGAUUAAAUUCAAGAACACCUAAAAAAGUCUUACAAGUUCCCUAUUUUUAUAAAAGUGCUUUAAAAAUAAAAUCUUAAUUUUUUUUUCUGUUUU
Molecule: messenger RNA, 3407 nt
Organism: Xiphophorus maculatus (southern platyfish)
Lineage: Eukaryota; Metazoa; Chordata; Actinopteri; Cyprinodontiformes; Poeciliidae
Exons: 33
Coding region: 106-3336 (1076 amino acids)
Biological process (GO): signal transduction
Cellular component (GO): cell surface
Source: RefSeq, a predicted model, not a curated record